GUCUGCAGGAAGACUGAAAGCAGACGUCACAAUACACGACGACGUCGUGGUAUCAUAACACUAGAGCGCGAGCAAGUGUCAAUUUUGAUUAUUGUCAUCGUUCAUCUGAGUAUCGAUAGUUCUGUCAAGAUCGUUUGGAAUUUCCACCGAUGAUCGACAAAUCGCGUAUACGUAUUUCUGUGGGUGCCGUGAGGCGGCGAGAAAGGCCACCUCUUUAAAUUAAAAGAAGGAAUGACGCUGGAGAAUCCGUUCUUUGUCGUCAAGGACGAAGUUUGCAAGGCCUUAAAUAAAAACCGCGGUUUAUACGGGCGCUGGACGGAAUUGCAAGAUGUUAUUGUCACGAGCUCUACCGUGAGUGGGGGAAUCCCAAUCUCACGUGACGAAUUGGAGUGGACUACUACCGAAUUACGAAAAGCCUUACGCUCGAUAGAAUGGGAUCUCGAUGAUCUAGAAGACACGAUCUGUAUUGUAGAAAAAAAUCCGACAAAGUUUAAGAUAGAUAACAAGGAAUUAACGGUUCAACGAAGUUUUAUCGAACAAACGCGAGAAGAAGUUAAGACUAUGAAGGAUAAAAUGAAUUUAAGUAGGGGUCGAGAUCGCGAUAAUACAGCCAGACAGCCACUCUUAGAUAACAGUCCUGCUCGAGUUCCUGUCAAUCAUGGUACAACAAAGUACAGUAAAUUGGAAAAUGAAAUUGAUAGUCCAAAUAGGCAAUUUUUGGGAGACACGUUACAACAACAAAAUGACAUGAUGAGGCAACAAGAUGAACAAUUAGACAUGAUAGGUGAAAGCAUUGGAACGCUUAAAACAGUAUCCAGACAAAUUAAUACUGAAUUAGAUGAACAAGCAGUUAUGCUAGACGAAUUCGGUAAUGAGCUAGAGGUGACUGAUUCUAAACUUGAUGCAACAAUGAAAAAAAUGGCCAAAGUUCUUCAUAUGAGUAAUGGUAAUUAUAAUAAUUACAUUCCUGCUCCUACUACUGCAACAUCUAGUGUUUCUGAUCUUGCCUCUAAACCUUCUUCUCUAUCAUCCUUAUCAAAUACAAUAACUAAUUGUUUCUUAUGUUCUGGAGAUUAAAUAGAUAUUUUUAUUAUAAUUUUACCAUAAUUAUUCAGUAAUAUUUAUAAACCAUGUAUUCUUUUUGCUUGAGCAUUUUCUUUUGUUCAAAUUUAUUUACAACAUUUGGCUUUGUUAUUGAUACCUAAUUUUUAUGUGAUACAAAAUUAAUAAUUUUAAACAUUUACUGAAAAAUUAUGGAAUUGUGUAAUGAAUUUAAUAAUUCAUUUUGUCUUUACAAUAACAUUGCAUAUUGUGAUUAUCCAUGAAUAAGUCAUUUCCUAUUCAUUCUCUUCAUUAAUUUAAGCUAAUUUUUAGCACUGUUGCACUUAUUUUUAAUGAUUUGAUUUUUCUAUUAAAUAUAUAUAGAAUUAUACUGCUAUAUGAUUAUUUAGAACGAGAAAUUUAUUGGAGAGUAGAAGUCUCAUUAAAUUGAAGUUACUUUUAAAGCAAAAAAUUAAUAAAAUAAAUAGCAUUUAUAAUUCAUAUAUUUCAUAUAAUGAAAUAACCAUUUUAAUUUCUUUAGUUUUUUAUUAUUAUAUUAAGUAUGAAAUUGACAAAUUAUUUAUUAUUUAUCAAAUGAUUAAAGUUUUAGUAAAACGAUAAUAAUAAGUUAAAACAUGUUAUAAACAUGAAAUAAAAGUAAAAAUUGAUACUUAGUAGGAACUCCCACUUAAAUUAUAAAAGAUCUUUCUGUUAUUUUAUUCAUCAUUUUUAUUAUAAUAAUAUAAAAGAAAAAAUUGAAAAAUUUAUAUUUUAAUACUCAUCUUUCCAUAAUCUUCAUGCUUUUCUUACAUAAUAUAUUCAAACAUAAGAUCUUAUAAAUGUUGUGUUAACUUUUAUUAUCAUAACAAAAAUAAUCAAAAACAAAGAUUAAUUUUUUAAUGUAAACAGUUGUUGAAAAUCUAUGUAUAUAAAAUAAUUAGUAUAUAAAUUUAUAGUUUUUAAAAAAGUUAUAUAUAUUUAAAUUUAGUAAAUGAUCUCUAAAAGUGUAGUAUUAAAAUGGACCAGUUGUAAUUUCAGAACAAUAGUUAAUUUUAAAACAAUACAGUUCAAGUAUUUAUUUACAUAGCACGAUAGGCACUAAAUGGUAGCAUGAAAUUCAAUAGCAACAUCAGAAAAUUAAAGAAAGUUAACAUAUAUCAACAAAAUAUAAAUAAAUAAACAAAUUGUAUAUAAAUAUCUCAGUAUAUAGGAAUUUAAAAAAGUAGUUUAGAUGAAUAGAGAAAUGUUAACGUAUUGCCAAAUAUUUCAAAACAUGUAUCAAAGCAGGAAAAGGUAGCACAAGUAAUUUGUGCCUGAGAAAAUUUUAAUGUCAUAAAUUUAUAGACAAAUAUAUAUAGUAUACAUAUAUACAUAUAUACUAUUAGAAAAACAUUUUCAAUAAAUUUGGAAACUUCUGAUACUUCUACUUCCAAUGUACACAACAUGUGAUAUUAAUAUAUUGAUUAAAGCGUAGACAAAAAUAGUUUAGGACCUGGUAGUGUGAAAUAUUCAUACCAUAUUGUGAAAGUACCAGUCAGUUUAUGUGUGUAAUGAAUGUAAAUGAAAAUAUAAAGUUUGAAAGAAAAGUGUUGAAGAGAAAGAAGAGAAAAAUGUGAAAACAAUUAUUUGUACGUAUGGUGAUUGUUGAUUGAUUGUUUCUCAAUGCGAAUGAGAUUGUUCAUAAGUACUAUAAAAUUUAAUGACUCCAGAUAAUCUGAAGCUCUCUCUCCAUUUUAAGAAAGUAAAACAUAAUGAAAUGAAUUGAAAAUUAGAAAUUGAUACGUUUAUUCAUUGUUAGAAGAGUGUUGAUAGUAUAAUGUUGUGAAUUCAUACGUAAAAGAGAAAUUGUUUAUUCUAGUUGUACUUAAAAAUUAAAAGAAAAAAUUAUACCUUAUUAUUUCACAUAAAUGACCAAUUGUGAAGACAUACUGAUAAAUAAAAUUUGAGACUUUAUUUAUACUGUACAUGUUACUGUAAAGUACCACAAACUCCUACCCGCUGAAACUAUUCAAAUAAUAAUUACAACAAUAUUAUAUAUGUAUAAGAACUCGUUAUAUAUUGAAUUCUGUGUUUGAGAGAUAAUAAUAAAUAUAUUUUUUCAUUAAAUUUUUGUUGAAACCAAUUUUCAGCACUUUACUUUGUUUAUUACAUUCAGUUUCUCUAAUACGCAUAUAAGUAAGCAAUAUAAAAUCUCUCAAUCAUGGAAUAUGAUCUUUUUCACUUAAAACAUGUUUAUAAAUAUGUCUUAUAGGUAUGUCAUUUUUUCCUCAUUUUUUGCUUUUAUAUGUUUAUGCGAAAAUAAUUUUUAUUCAUGCGUUUAUGCAAUUUCUAAACAAUGAAUAUAUAUAAAAAUUAUUAUUUUGAUGCUUCUGUAAUUUAAUAAAUGUUACAAUUACUGCUUGUUAUGUAUAAACAACUCAAACUCAAAAUAUAAUUUUAAAAGGUAUUUAAAUUAGUUUAUAAUAUUGAUUCUUUGCACUUUUAAAGUAUUGAAUGGAUAUGGCAAACAUCUUUCAAAAUAUGUAAAAGAUUAAAUCUUAAUAACAAAUUUAUAGCUUAAUAUUUAAGUGCAGAGUAUCAAUGUAGAAAAUAUAGUGUUGUUAUAAAAUGUUUGUUGAAGAAUGCAUGUUGAAAAUAAUAUACAAUAUUUACUGUUUGAAGAAGGGCCAAAUAUAUAAAUAUUAAUUUUUCUUAUAUAGUAUGCCAUAUAUGACUUGUUUAAUUUUACCGUUGUUCAAUGAAUGACGAUAAAAUCUCUUGAUUCUGACUACUUUUUUUAUAAGUGACGCAUGUGAUGUUACUUUCCGUUUGUUUUAGAUCGGAGACAAUGGGUAGCCAUUGGAGUGUUGACCGCUAUAUUGGUGUUUCUAAUAAUUUUAUUUAUAAUUAAGUGAAUCUCGUUUAAUUUCCUAGUUUCCUUAAGAAUUUAUUGGUUCUUCUUCAUAGCAUUUAGACGAAUGUGUUAAAUUCUGUUUUAAUAAUGAAUUAUUAAUAGCGAUAUUCUAUGAUCUAUUAUAAUAAAUAUUUACAGUUAUUACA
Bombus huntii is the source of this 4080-nucleotide messenger RNA. RefSeq names its product syntaxin-6. NCBI's taxonomy places the organism in Eukaryota, Metazoa, Arthropoda, Insecta, Hymenoptera, Apidae. The transcript is spliced from 6 exons. Gene Ontology annotation, molecular function: SNARE binding; SNAP receptor activity. Bases 232 to 1077 code for a protein of 281 amino acids. The record is from RefSeq and is a predicted model, not a curated record. Gene Ontology annotation, biological process: Golgi vesicle transport; vesicle fusion; intracellular protein transport. Gene Ontology annotation, cellular component: endomembrane system; SNARE complex; synaptic vesicle membrane.